This is a messenger RNA of Oncorhynchus keta (chum salmon), 431 nucleotides long. Its product is annotated as small lysine-rich protein 1. Lineage: Eukaryota; Metazoa; Chordata; Actinopteri; Salmoniformes; Salmonidae. The coding region runs from base 162 to 431 and encodes 89 amino acids. The record is from RefSeq and is a predicted model, not a curated record. The transcript is spliced from 3 exons.
CAAACACCAAGAACAAGCCUAGUCUCUACGGCAACGGGAUACAAACGCACGGGAAGUCGUCUCUCUGCCAGACGUUUACACUCAAAGGUUUCUUCGGUGACACAUUUGCAGAGAAUGAACAGAUGAUCUCACAGAUUAAAUAGGAGAGGAAUGUCCACACAAUGCCUACACAAUCAACAAAAUCCAGAAAAUCCAGGUCAAAAAGGCCUGUCAAAAAGGCCGAGAGGAGGAGGUCAUCCAAGAAGAGAUCAGUCAGUGCCAAAGCCACCAAGUCAGAAGUGGACAUUCUCAGUCCAGCAGCCAUGCAGAAUGUUUACUACAUUUCCCACAAUGCAGUUGACUGUCUGGCGUUCCGAGGCUUUGGAUGGCCUAAGUCAACUCAAAAGAAAACAGGAGGAAUGAAGGGCAAGAAACCAAAAAACAAAAAGUGA